Molecule: messenger RNA, 3360 nt
Organism: Cicer arietinum (chickpea)
Lineage: Eukaryota; Viridiplantae; Streptophyta; Magnoliopsida; Fabales; Fabaceae
Molecular function (GO): DNA binding; protein dimerization activity
Source: RefSeq, a predicted model, not a curated record
UAAUUAUAAGAAAAAGAAAAAAGAAAAAUCGGUAUAACGCGGCCGGGUCGAGUUGAGUAUCUCACCCAGUCAUUCAAACGCGACUCACCAUUCCUAAACGAUUUUCGCGUCCGCCGCUAACAGCCGAACGAUUCCGGCGCCGUCAAUCUUCCACCGCAUGCACCCUUUCUGAACCUUUGGUUCACUUCGAUCUGGAUCGUCUUCCGUCGAGGUGGAAUUAUGAUAGCUCUGUUUUGGAUGUAAUGGCUCCAAUACGCACCACUGGAUUUGUUGAUCCUGGUUGGGAUCAUGGCAUUGCUCAAGAUGAGCGGAAAAAGAAAGUUAGAUGUAAUUACUGUGGGAAAAUUGUUAGUGGUGGGAUAUACAGAUUAAAGCAGCAUUUAGCCCGAGUUUCUGGUGAAGUAACAUACUGUGAAAAGGCUCCGGAGGAAGUCUACCUAAAAAUGAAGGAAAACCUAGAAGGGUGCCGUUCUAGUAAGAAACAAAAGCAAGUUGAUUCGCAAGCAUAUAUGAAUUUUCACUCUAAUGAUGAUGAAGACGACGAAGAGCAAGUUGGGUGUAGAAGCAAAGGGAAGCAAUUGAUGGAUGACAGGAAUGUAUCUGUAAAUUUGACUCCUCUUCGGUCGUUAGGAUAUAUUGACCCUGGGUGGGAACAUGGCAUUGCUCAGGAUGAGAGAAAGAAAAAAGUUAAAUGCAGUUACUGCCAGAAAGUUGUUAGUGGAGGUAUUAAUAGGUUUAAACAACAUUUGGCUAGAAUUCCUGGAGAGGUAGCACCUUGUAAAGAUGCUCCAGAAGAAGUUUAUCUUAAAAUAAAAGAGAAUAUGAAAUGGCAUCGCACUGGAAGGAGACAUAGGCAACCUGAGGCUAAGGAACUGAUGCCUUUCUAUCCAAAGUCCGAUAACGAAGAUGACGAGUAUGAGCAAGCGGAAGAUACUUUGCAUCAUAUGAACAAGGAAGCUUUGAUUGAUAUUGAUAAGAGAUACUCUAAAGAUACAGCGAAGACCUUCAAGGGAAUGCCCCCUAAUACUGGCCCAGAACCAGUGUUGAGAAGAUCAAGGUUGGAUAGUUUUUACCUGAAACUUCCCAUGACUCAGACUCCUCAAACUUACAAACAUCUAAAAGUUAAGACAGGGUCCACUAAGAAAUUACGCAAGGAAGUUAUUUCUUCAAUUUGCAAGUUCUUUUGCCAUGCAGGAAUUCCUUUACAGGCUGCGGACUCCAUAUAUUUUCAUAAUAUGCUGGAAAUGGUUGGUCAAUAUGGACAAGGAUUAGUAUGCCCGCCCAGCCAACUUAUUUCUGGUCGCUUUUUGCAGGAGGAAAUCAAUUCCAUUAAGAAUUACCUUAUGGAAUAUAAGGCUUCCUGGGCAAUCACGGGUUGUUCUGUAAUGGCUGAUAGUUGGAGAGAUACGCAAGGGAGGACAAUUAUUAACUUUCUUGUUUCAUGUCCUCGUGGAGUAUACUUUGUUUCUUCAGUUGAUGCCACUAAUGUGGUAGAAGAUGCACCAAAUUUAUUUAAGCUUCUUGAUAAAGUAGUGGAAGAAAUAGGUGAGGAAAAUGUAGUGCAGGUAAUCACCGAAAAUACUCCAAACUACAAAGCUGCAGGUAAAAUGCUUGAAGAGAGGAGAAGGAAUUUAUUCUGGAUGCCUUGUGCUACCUAUUGUAUUAAUCAGGUGCUUGAAGAUUUUCUGAAGAUAAGAUGUGUCGAAGAGUGCAUCGAAAAGGGCCAGAAAAUUACGAAACUAAUAUACAAUAAAAUAUGGUUGUUAAAUCUUAUGAAAAAUGAAUUUACCCAUGGGAAGGAGCUUCUAAAGCCAGCUGGCACCCAGUGUGCCUCUAGCUUUGCUACAUUGCAGAGCUUGUUGGAUCACCGAGUUGGUCUUAGACGAAUGUUUCUUUCAAACAAAUGGAUGUCAUCCAGGUUCUCCAGCUCAAGCGAGGGGAAAGAGGUGCAAAAAAUUGUUUUGAAUGUCACAUUUUGGAAGAAAUUGCUGCAUGUGAGCAAGUCAGUAGAUCCCAUACUGCAAGUGCUUCAAAAGGUGUCUAGCGGUGAGAGUUUGUCAAUGCCAUAUAUAUAUAACGACUUGUACAGGGCAAAACUUGCAAUCAAAUCUGUUCACAGUGAUGAUGUACGUAAAUAUGAACCAUUCUGGAAGGUGAUAGACAGUCAUUGUAACUCUCUGUUCUGUCAUCCUCUUUACUUGGCUGCUUACUUCUUGAAUCCAUCAUACCGAUAUCGUCAGGAUUUUGUUGCGCAUUCUGAGGUAGUCCGAGGGCUGAAUGAAUGCAUUGUUCGGCUAGAGCUAGAUAAUAUGAGACGAAUAUCUGCAUCAAUGCAAAUUGCCCAUUAUAAUUCUGCACAAGAUGACUUUGGAACUGAAUUGGCAAUUAGCACAAGAACAGGUCUCGAACCAGCUGCUUGGUGGCAACAACAUGGAAUAAGUUGCUUAGAGUUGCAAAGAAUAGCCGUACGCAUAUUAAGUCAGGCAUGCUCGUCCUUUGUAUGUGAGCAUGAUUGGAGUUUGUAUGAUCAGUUAUAUAGUAAAAGACAGAAUCGUCUAUCUCAGAAGAAACUUAAUGACAUUAUGUACGUUCACUACAACUUGCGCCUUAGAGAAUGCCAAGUAAGAAAAAGGUCCAGGGAGUCAAAGUCAACCUCUGUCGACAGUGUUCUACAAGAGCAUUUACUUGGUAACUGGAUACUUGAUACCACUGCACAAAGCUCUGACAAGAAUAUCCCGUUUGGAGUUGAACUAGAUGAUGAAUAUGAAAAUGAUUCAAUUGACUAUGAAGAUGGAGCUGCAAGGCUUCUAAAGGGUUCCCUAGAGAUGGUGACAAUGGCAGAUGGAGCAGUAGGAUCAUCAGAUGCAGAUCAUGCUAACAUGGACGCUGCUUCUGACGAUGAGUCGGAUCUGAAUUAUUUUGAUGAUGAUUUGAGUGAGUAAUCUAGGUACAUGGUUCUCCUUGUGGAGGAAUAAGCAUUUGGUUGCUGGUUGUGAGCAUGAAUUACUUGCUACUACCCUGUGAAAAAUCAAGAUGGGUUAUCUUGGUGUGUACAACCACCAUGUUCAUUUCAUCUAUUGGAGCAUGGUCCGCAUUCGAUCUGACAUGGAAUGUGCUAAGAUCUUUGGUCAAUGGCUGUCCUGUAGCUAAUCUUAUCCAAUGAUAUCUAUUGUAAGAUAAAUUUUGACAUUGAAUGAUGUACAAAAUACUUGAUUUAUGUGCUCACAAUUUACAAAGAUUUAUCUGUAUUUUGCCAUGGAAGAAAAGCUGGGGUCUAUAGCAGAAAUGACUGUAGUUGCAACUUGUAAUGUGGACAUCCAACGUUAGAUUUUAUUUUAUUUUUUCUUCCUGAUUUGCUAA